CAUAACAACCGCAAAGGUCCGUGGGAAAGCAAGAAAUGCGGGAACUGGCGUAUCGAAAGAGAGAGUGAAAAAUUAGGUAAUGUCCAUGAAGAGCCUGAGGGUGAGGCGUGUGUUCCUGUUCUCAGGACUUUCAGAUGAUGUCCGUGAAGACCUGGCCAGAAAAGUGGCUCAGCUGGGAGGCGUCUACCUUAAGGAUCAGGAGUUUAAGCCAAACUGCACCCAUGUUAUCUGUGGCAAGUUGUCCAGAGGGGAGAAGUUUCUGGGGGCCUGUGCUAUGGGUAAAUGGAUCUUGGUGCCAGAUUACGUGACAUCAAGUGCAAAGGCCAAAGAAUGGUUGAGUGAAGAGCUGUAUGAAUGGGGUCCUAGGUGGGCCAAAAAGGGAGACUACUCAGAGGAAAUGCUGUCUGCACCCUCAAAGUGGAGACACCAUCAUACAGAGACGAAACAAGGAGCGUUUGCUGGCUGGAAAGUUUCCCUGUUGGUGGAGAGUGCCAAACGGAAGACUGUUUAUAGACGGCUGUUACUUGAUGGUGGUGGGAAGGUGUACAAGUUACCUCCGCUUCCUACUGCUGCCCACAACCUGUCCCGCGUCCUCACCCAUGUGUUUGUACAGCCUGAUGACAACGAUGCCCUUAUGAAUCUGCUGAAGGAAGGAUUCCAUUGUUACUCCCCUAACUACAUCGGAGACUACCUUAUCAAGGGGCCGACAGGAGCAUCCCCAGUAACAUCUGACAAAGAGUGUGGCGUAAAGCCUGGACGGCACGAUAUACGGUGUCGAAGUACAUACUCAGCAGGAACAAAAGAAACGACAAAAUGUGGCAAACAAUUAAGAAGUAUUGUCAAAGAGGAAGUGGGAGAACCCAUAGGGACAAAGAGGCGUGGCGUAAGGGGAGUAGCUAAAGGUGAAUUGAGUCAGAGGUCGAUGGAUCAGUAUUGCAUCAGUUCUCCACGACCGGGCUCGCAGCAGUCGUGUCUGAGCUCGUCCCAGGGAAGUUAUGACAGCACCCCAACUCAGUCUCAGUUCUCCUCUCCUCAGCCAUCCAAACAGUCAAAGGGUUGCUGUAGCCCCAGUCUGCUAAAUCCUGCAGGUGUCAGUGUGAGGUGGUUUCAGUGCACAUCAGAAGCAGAGCCCAGUACCAAACAGACAAGCGACAAGUGCUCUGAUGUUUUUACGUCGCAUGACGAUGAUGACAUCGUGUUCUUGAAGGUAGUUCCUGCAAAAAGUAGUGCCAGUGGGAUGAAUUCCUUGGCCGUCAGCACGCAGUUGUCUCCCCUGGCAAGGGCAACCACCAUCAGCCAAGAGAAUAGUCAAUUAAGAAGCCGGGACAGUGACAGAAAACACAGGUGUUCUGUCUUGGACAGUGAUCUCUGCGUCAUUAACAGAGAGAAGUUCGCCAUUGACACCUCAGACUGUCUAGGGUCCAGCUUUCAAGACUUGACGUCCGUUAUGUUUCAAAGAGUCCUGCAACGCCCAACAUCAGAAGUAAGUGAAUCUUCCAUGAAAGCAGUCGCUGGAUCGUCAACUGCUGCCAGUGUCAGCUCUCUGUCAGAGUUCUCCUCAAGGAUGUUCAGCUCUGUAUCAGUGUACAGUAACCAGAGUGGAUCUCUUAAUGCUAACAACACUGUGAAACUCCGGCGUUCAUCCAGAAUGGCUGCAAGGUCUUCCCGUUAUUCCGCAUCUUCCAGCAACAGUCGUAGCCCUUUGAAGCAAUUUUCCACCACCUGUGAUGAUGAUAAAAUGCCAGUCUGUAAGAAAAAAUCAACAGUCAAGUUAGAACCAGAGACAUCUUCUUUGAGUAAAUCACAGCCAGGUUCAAGUCCUCUGACUUCCAGGAGAUGUUGUCUCCCCUUGGAUCAGAAAUCGUCCUGCAUGCAGGAAAUUUCAUCGAAUUGUAGGGGAAGUACUGAACGUAAGUCUGAUUCAUCAAAUCAUGGUGGAGACUCAUUACCAGAUGUUGAGCUUUUGGGCGUCAGAGUAACAAGGUCUUCUCACAGAAGCCAGUUGUCAUGCAUGUCAGAUGAGCACCUCCAGUAUCCAGUAUCAUCAGGUUUGAUACCCACACGAUCAAGUUGUUGUUUUCUUGCGACAGAAUCCCAAUUCAACCAAGAAAUGACUUCUCACUCUUCUGAAGAGUUCACGUAUUUGUCAAAUAUUUGCCGAGACUCAAGUAGCAUGAGUGACAGAAAGGGCACGUCUGACUUGACAACUUCCACCACAUCCCCAUCUUGUUUCUACAACAAGAACAACAGCAAAAGUGGGUCAGAGACAAAUGGAGCUAUGCUGAUUUUGUCCAGUCCAUGUCGCAGGUCACCACGGAAUUCAUCAAGCAUCGCUUCAUCAGGAACAGUUAGCACAGAGAUUAAAGAGAAACUGUUUACAGAGCAGUCCAGGUCAGAAGUUGACAUUUCAGCUUCCACUGUUGUGGAAAAUCCUCGGAUUUGCUCUAAAACUGCAAAUCCAUGUUUACCUGUAGGCCUUCCAUCAACUGAGAGGACCCAUGUAUCCCAUGUACAAGUCAAGACAUCAGCCACAUCAUCGAAAACCUCUUCUUGUCAGACCCUCUCUAGCCCAUGUGAUAAUCUCGCAGUAAAACCUGUCAAGAGGAAGACCUUCAGAGACCUUGAUUUGGAUGAUGUCUUUGGCAGUAGAAGGAAAAAGGCUAAACGUGAUCCAAAUUUGUGGCAGCCAUCGGUAUUUGGAGUGCGCUGUAAACAAGCUCUUCAUCCCCCCAAUGACAGCACAAAGAAAAGGUGCUUGAACACAUCUGUUUCCAUGCCAAUGACUGAUGCCUCGCUGGGGAUUAUUGAGACUUGCCUGGAGGGUAACUACGUCAUAUCUGCACUGGAUAUUCUUUCAUCCAACACAUCCAGUAAAAUAUACCCUCCGCCCCAUAUGCUGCACAGGAUCAUGACGUUGAUGCUUAGGGUGAGACUUAUCUCCGCUCCUCUGUGA
Liolophura sinensis is the source of this 2953-nucleotide messenger RNA. RefSeq lists its product as uncharacterized. Gene Ontology annotation, cellular component: nucleus; site of double-strand break. The transcript is spliced from 9 exons. The record is from RefSeq and is a predicted model, not a curated record. Gene Ontology annotation, biological process: DNA damage response; positive regulation of double-strand break repair; protein localization to site of double-strand break. Lineage: Eukaryota; Metazoa; Mollusca; Polyplacophora; Chitonida; Chitonidae. The coding region runs from base 80 to 2953 and encodes 957 amino acids.